This is a messenger RNA of Quercus lobata, 3574 nucleotides long. RefSeq names its product forkhead-associated (FHA) domain-containing protein. Gene Ontology annotation, molecular function: protein binding. The transcript is spliced from 7 exons. Bases 183 to 3362 code for a protein of 1059 amino acids. The record is from RefSeq and is a predicted model, not a curated record. NCBI's taxonomy places the organism in Eukaryota, Viridiplantae, Streptophyta, Magnoliopsida, Fagales, Fagaceae. Gene Ontology annotation, cellular component: nuclear membrane.
AAAUCCUCUCUCUCUUUCUGUGGAAAUCCUCACCAAUGGAAAUUCCAUUUUCAUCCCUGAUCCUCUUUGAAGCAUAAAACCCAGAAAACACACAAAUUUUUCAAACCCCAAUUUCUUUUUCUCUCUCUCUCUCUCUCUCUCUCUCUCACCCAAGAAAGAAAAGAAAAGGCCAAAACCCCACCAUGGCUGACAAGAAAGAACCAGAAAUGAAAAUCCCAGUUUUCACAGUUCUUAAAAACGGUGCCAUCCUCAAGAACAUCUUCAUUGUCAACACACCUCCAUCACCAACCUCCAUUUCCCAAGAUUACGAAGAAACCUUAGUUGUUGGACGACACCCAGAUUGCAAUAUCACCUUAACUCACCCCAGCAUCAGCAGAUUCCACCUCCAAUUCCAUUCAAACCCUUCAAUCCAGCACCUUUCUCUCAUUGACUUAUCUUCAGUGCAUGGGACAUGGGUUUCUGACAAGAAGGUGGAGCCAGGUGUGCGCGUGGAGCUCAAGGAAGGUGACACUGUGAGGGUUGGUGGCUCCAGCAGAGUCUAUAGGCUGCAUUGGAUUCCUUUGAGCUGCGCUUAUGAUUCCGAAAACCCAUUUGUGCCACCGGCAUUUGAAGACAAAGAAGACGAAAAUGCGGAGGACAUUUAUCAGGAUGUUAAAUCUUUGUCUAUUGAAGAGAGAGAUUCAUUGGUAGUGGAAGGAAAAGAGGAAAAUGAAUAUCAGGAUGAGAAUUCUUUGUCAGUUGAAAAUAGAAAAAAUGAAUCACAAGAUUUAAGUUUGGUGGAGCUAGAGUCUUUAUGUUUUAAUGAGAAGUUGGAACUUAUUGCGAAGAAAGAAAUACCAUCAGCACCUCCAUUGCCUGAAAACAUGGUAUUUGAUGAAAUGGAAGGAAAUGAGAGCUUAUCAAGAAUUGAUCAUGAACUGAAGGAAAUUUUUGGCCUUUGGUCUGGGCCCUUGGAACCUAGAGCUGAAUUGGUGAACUUGUCUUUUCCUGUUGGGGGAGAAGUUAUAUCAGAGAAUGAAAAUCGACAAUUGGAGGAAGAAAGUAUGAGCUCAAAACCUCAUUCUGUCACGGAAGUGUUGUCUGAAAGAGAUGCGCCUGAGAGCUCCUUAAUAAGUUCAGAGCAAGAAUUUGAGCUUUCAGUAAAUAGAGGUUCUCCAAUUUAUGUUCACGACGAAGAUGAAAUGCAUUCUGUGGCCGAAGUACCUAAAGAAACUGAGAACAUCUCAUUGGGAAAAGACCGUAGCUAUUGGUCUGGACCUCUAAUGAUGGAGAACUUGUCUUUGCCGGUUGAGGAAAUUCCUGUAGUGACUAAUAAUCAACAAGUCAAUGAAGAAAACCAGACCCCACAGUCUGUCUUGGCUUUGCAAUCACCAUCUAAUGGAGGAGUGGAAGAAAAUGGCACAACAGAACAAGAAAUGAACUUCCUGCUGAGCCUGGAGUAUGCAUCUUCUGAUGAAGAGGGCAAUCCAGAAGCUGAAUUACUUGAAGAAACCAAAAACCAUAGUGUAUCAAGGAAGAGCAAUGAAGUGAUGGAAAUAUCGGGCCUUUAUUCUGUACCCAUUGCAAUAGAAUCUGCUGAUUCAUCUUUGUUUGCUGGGGAAAUUCUUGUAACAGUUCUCUCAGAGUUUACAGAAAACAAAGAAAGCCAGAGUCCACAAUCUGUUGUUAAUGCAGCAGGACUAUCUGAAGUAAAAAUAUCAGAAAGCGCCCCAUUACAAUCAGAAGAAAAAUUGAAUUCACGUAGCAUUUGGUCAAGAAGAGGUAAAGCUGCUAGUGUUCCUCUGAUUCAAACAGGUGAGAGUAGGAGUGAGAUCAUCAUGGCUGGCAUUGAUGCUGAAGUUGGAACACAUAAUCGGGAGAAUACAGAAAAUAAAUCAAUUUCAAAGGCUCUUUUCACUGGUUUAGAUGAGGAAGAAGAAAUCUUUACCCCGAAUAAGGAGAAUUUCACCCCAAACACUCUUUUAGUGAAGUCCUUGAAAAAGAACAGUAGGGUAGAAGAAAUUAAGCACUCAAAGGCUCUUUUCACUGGUUCAGAUGAGGAAGAAGAAAUCUUUACCCCGAAUAAGGAGAAUUUCACCCCAAACACUCUUCUAGUGAAUUCCUUGAAAAAGAACAGUAGGGUAGAAGAAAUUAAGCACUCAAAGGCUCUUUUCACUGGUUCAGAUGAGGAGGAAGAAAUCUUUACUCCAGAUAAGGAGAACUUCAGCCCAAACACUCUUCUGGUUAAGUCCUUGAAAAAGAAGGUUACAGUAGAAGAAACUAAGCACUAUAAGUCAUGCAGAUCAUCCUCGUCAAAGGUUACUUUCAGCCCUGGUAUCCAUCCAGAAGAAGACACGACUGCCUCUUUAGACAAACAGAACCAUACACCAAAAGUUCUCCAAGAACGGAAAUCAGCUAGACCAACCUCAAGAAAUCGAGUUAGGUUGGAACAAGGGAUAAAGAGGAGAUCAGAUAGGGUUCCCUUUCAAUCUUUACUGGGGAAGUCAACAGGCAAAAGCAGAUCAGAGGCUUCAGUCCCUGACACUGCAAUGGGAAGCUGCAAUUCUGUCACCAGUACUCAAACAAUGGUGAAGAAGGUCACUAACAUCUCUUCUAACAACUCCAAUGGAGAGGCUGGGAGAAAUUGGAAUAUGAUAGUGGACACUGCUGCUCUUCUGAACAAGGAGUCAAGGAAGACAUUGCAUCUUUUGCAGGGUCUUAAGGGAACUCAUUUGAUCAUUCCAAGAAUGGUCUUAAGGGAAUUGGAUUGUCUGAAGAGACGUGGCAGUCUGUUCAGAAGAAGAACAGAGGCUUCUUUGGUAUUGGAAUGGAUUGAAGAAUGUAUGGUGAAAACAAAGUGUUGGAUGCAUGUGCAGAACUCAAUUGAGGAGGCAAGGGCAAUUGCUCCUACCCCUCCUGCUACGCCUCAAUCUUGUUUUAGCCAGGGCACUAUGGGGUUUUCUUGUGGGAAACCAAGCUCGAUGCCAUUUUCAAACCAUUGGAAUUUAACAGAAAUUGUUUCACCAACAGAAGAUGACCACAUCCUUGACUGUGCUCUUUUAUACAGGAAAAUGAAGAAUGAUGGACGUCUUGUCCUUCUCAGUGAUGAUGUUACACUGAAAAUCAAAGCCAUGGCAGAGGGUUUGAUCUGUGAGACAGCACAGGAAUUCCGUGAGAGUCUGGUGAACCCCUUCUCUGACAGGUUCUUGUGGGCUGAUAGCUCUCCCAGAGGGCUUACAUGGUCUUACAAAGAUGAUAUAGUUUUAAGGGAGCAGUAUUAUCGCUGCCCCUUAAAGAAGUCAGCCAAAGGAGAAAGUGCAAAGGGUUUGAAGCUCAUUCUGCAUCAUAAUUCUCAUUAUGGGCAGAUUUAUUCAGUCAGAUAAACAAUUCAGUCUGUAUUUUUUCUUUGUUUCCUUUUUGGGACGAUUCAGCCUGUAUUGCAGUAGUGGCUGGUACCUAUAAUAUUCUUUGAACUAAAUGAUUAUAGAAAUGGAGCUCUUUAGGUCAAUUCGAAACCUGGGAUUAUUGUUUUUCUGCUGCUACCUAUAAUAUUCUUUGCACUAAAUGAUUAUAGAAAUGGAGCUCUUUAGGUCAA